AUGGAUAUGGCCAAAAGAAAUCAUGCUGGAGAGAAGCCUUAUAAAUGUAGAGAAUGUCACAAAGCCUUCAGCUGUUACUCAAGCCUUAUUCGACAUCAGAUAAUUCAUCAUGGAGAGAAACCUUAUAAAUGUGAAGAAUGUGGGAAAGCCUUUAACAAGUGUUCAGGCCUUACAAAACAUCAGAGAAUUCAUUCUGGAGAGAAGCCUUAUAAAUGUGGAGAAUGUGGCAAAGCAUUUAGUCAGUGUUCAACCCUUACCCAUCAUCAGAGAAUUCAUACUGGAGAGAAGCCUUAUGAAUGUAGAGAAUGUGGGAAAGCCUUUAACCGGAGUUCAAAUCUUACAAAACAUCAGAGAAUUCAUUCUGGAGAGAAGCCUUAUAAAUGUAGAGAAUAAUGUGGCAAAGCUUUUAUCCAGAGCUCACAUCUUACUCAACAUGAGGUCAUUCAUUCUGGAAAGAAGCCUUACAAAUGUAAAGAAUGUGGCAAAGCUUUUAUCCAGAGCUCACAUCUUACUCGUCAUCAGAUCAUUCAUUCUGGGAAGAAACCUUAUAAAUGCAAAGAAUGUGGCAAAACUUUUACCCAGAGCUCACAUCUUAGUCGACAUCAGAUCAUUCAUUCUGGAGAGAAGCCUUAUAAAUGUAUAGAAUGUGGCAAAGCUUUUAGUCAGUGUUCAAACCUUACCGAUCAUCAGAGAAUUCAUAUUGGAGAGAAGCCUUAUAAAUGUAGAGAAUGUGGCAAAACCUUUAUGCGGAAUUCAAAUCUUACUCAACAUCAAAGGAUUCAUUCUGGAGAGAAGCCUUAUACAUGUAGAGAAUGUGGCAAAGCCUUUACCCUGGGCUCACAGCUUACUAAACAUCAGAAAAUUCAUUCUGGAGAGAAGCCCUAUAAAUGUAGAGAAUGUGGCAAAGCCUUUACCCAGGGGUCACUUCUUACUCAACAUCAGAAUAUUCAUUCCGGAGAGAAGCCUUAUAAAUGUAGAGAAUGUGGCAAAGCUUUUAGAUGGAGAAUUUAUAGUGAAUAG
Messenger RNA from Eptesicus fuscus (big brown bat), 1020 nucleotides. Its product is annotated as zinc finger protein 85-like. Gene Ontology annotation, molecular function: DNA-binding transcription factor activity, RNA polymerase II-specific; RNA polymerase II cis-regulatory region sequence-specific DNA binding. The transcript has 4 exons. Gene Ontology annotation, biological process: regulation of transcription by RNA polymerase II; central nervous system development. The record is from RefSeq and is a predicted model, not a curated record. Lineage: Eukaryota; Metazoa; Chordata; Mammalia; Chiroptera; Vespertilionidae. Gene Ontology annotation, cellular component: nucleus.